CCCCCAGAGUUCCGCGCGGUGCUGGGUAGACAGUGUCAUGGCGGCGCCCGCUAGCAUUGUGGAAGGGUUUGAGAGGAGCUUGCGAGAGUGUCUGUCUCCUUUUGGUUUCGAAGUUCAACCCUUUAAGGUCGGCUGGUACAAUGCUGUCCUCCAGCCCUCCCUCCACCUGUCUCACCCCGAGGACACACUGGCCGUGCUGGUCCUCAGCGCGCCACAGAUGUUCGAGAAGGCUUUCAAACCCUUCCUGAAGAACCGGGAGUUCAAGAACAUCCGGGACCCCAUCGAUGAGUGUGUGGCGCACUAUGUGAGCAGGGCAGUGUCCCAGAGUUUCCCUGCACAGAAGGUGGAGGUGAGCUACGACUAUGAGAUGUUACCCAACCGCCGGCCCCGCUUCCUGGCCCAGACGGCAGCUCACGCGGCAGGAGCAGCGUAUUAUUAUCAAAGGAAAGACAUCACUGCAGACCCGUGGGGAAACAAGAAGAUGUACGGUGUGUGCAUGCACCCUCGAUACGGAGGCUGGUUUGCGAUCCGCGCUUUGCUGGUGUUCCCUGGGGUGGGGGCCGAGGGGCUGGUGCAGAGGGACCCCCCGGACUGCGUCCCGUCACAGGAGCUGAGGAUCGAGCUGCUGGAGAGAUUCAACCUGCGCUGGCAGGACUGGAGCUAUCGGGACAUUGUGCCAGUGGAGGAGCGCUACUCAGAGGAACAGAAGACAUAUUUCAACACCCCUCCGGCUGACAGGCUCAAACUGCUGCAGGAGAGUGGAGACCUCCAGAUUUGCCCCUCGUAUUGAGACGGGCAUUUAGAUACCUUAGCCUGUCUCAAUGGCCUCCCACCAAGCCUUCAUACAUUGUAGUCUGUAGGCUCUUCUGGUACAGGGCUUUGUGAGGUAUACUGACUUCAUGAAUCGGUCAUGUAAGAGGCAUUGUGUUGCCACUCUAAUUGGGUCAGUGGGACAAAGCUGAUAAAUAUGGUCUCUUUUCCUGCCCUUGUAGGAUUUGCUUUUGAGAAUGUAGAAUAUAUAAUACUGCACUUGAAUCUGCUCUGCAUCUGUUGUGGCUGUGUGCUGUCUAGUGUCAUGCAUGGCUACUCAAUUGGUGUCUCCAGAUGCAUCAGUGCAGUUCAGGUUGCCAGUUUGAUUCACUGAUUUCUACACAGCUUUCUUAAUUCACAAUGGAAGCAGCUGAAGAAGAUAACAGACAGUAUUAGUAUGCUGCUACUGCUAGAAUAUUUUCUGCUGUUUAAAACCCUGACUGAACUCUAUGAACAUGCAUUUGUGGAUGUAUGUGAGAAAGGUCAGUUCAGUACUUUGUAAUGUGGAGGGUAUGGGUGCAGAAUGGAAUGGUACGUAUUUCAGAAUAUUGACAAUAAAGCUAUUAACUGUAAAA
This is a messenger RNA of Acipenser ruthenus (sterlet), 1385 nucleotides long. RefSeq names its product metabolism of cobalamin associated C (gene mmachc). Gene Ontology annotation, biological process: cobalamin metabolic process. The record is from RefSeq and is a predicted model, not a curated record. Gene Ontology annotation, cellular component: cytoplasm. Bases 38 to 790 code for a protein of 250 amino acids. Lineage: Eukaryota; Metazoa; Chordata; Actinopteri; Acipenseriformes; Acipenseridae. The transcript has 4 exons. Gene Ontology annotation, molecular function: cyanocobalamin reductase (cyanide-eliminating) (NADP+) activity; FAD binding; demethylase activity.